Trypanosoma grayi is the source of this 2172-nucleotide messenger RNA. Its product is annotated as EF hand domain containing protein. The record is from RefSeq and is a predicted model, not a curated record. Bases 1 to 2172 code for a protein of 723 amino acids. The transcript has a single exon. Lineage: Eukaryota; Euglenozoa; Kinetoplastea; Trypanosomatida; Trypanosomatidae.
AUGUCGAGCACGGCAUGCGAGGUUGGUCAGAUGCCGGGGGCGGCGCCAUGGUGCUGGCUCUCCCUCUCCCACGAGGCCAAGCGCGGUAGUCGCAACGCACGGGAUGAUGGUUUCAGUGAGGAAACACAUCGGGGGUGGAAUGGAGAUGGCGAGGACGCCUUGCGAGUGCGUCCGCCACGGCCGGCGCUGCCACGCGAGGCGGUGCAUCCUUUCCUCUACAACCGUGACGCGUCACAGAGCCCACUGCAGACGUUGAAGCUUAUUGUGCUAUCCCUGCUUCUUCUUCCGCUCCGCUUGGUGUACGUGGCGCUUUUGCUCACAGUGGCGGCGGGCCUCUCUCUGUUCGCUGAGGCUCGCGGGACGACGCGGCGGCGAUGUGGGGAGGCGGCCAACGGCAGCAGCAACAGUGGCCGACAAAUUAUUCGCCGCUCCGCGCGUAGUGCGCGGCGUUGGGCCACGCUGGCAUUUGGAUACUGGCGUAUUGGGCGCGUGAAGCGUGUGAACUACGGCCGACACACGAAUGGCACCUACGCGGAGGCCCCCAUCGUUGUGGCGAAUCACUGCACGCUGCAGGACGGGCUCCUGCUGUGCGCCGAGCACGACGCGUCGCUCGCCGCAGGGGACGUAGAUGCCGCGUUCUUGCGGCACCGAGAGGCAUCGCACACGGCGUCGGAGAGCGACAGCAGUGGUUCGCCAGCAGACGGGAACAAGCCGCCACAACAGCCUCAGCAGCAAACGCAUUGUAGUGGGCGGGGCAAUGGCUGGCGUCCGUCUGUUGUUUUCCCCGAGGCGUGUUGCACCAAUGGACGCGCGCUGAUUCAGUUCGACACCGACGCCUUCGCCCCUGGUGCGCCCGUGCAGCCGAUCUGUGUGCGCCACCCGUACACGCACUUUGACCCAUCCUGGUGCGGUGCCAACUCUCCGUGGGCGAUGCUGCUGCAGACGAUGUGCCAGCUGUACAACGCGGUGGAGCUGACGUACCUACCCGUGUACGCUCCCACACUUGCGGAGCAGCAGGACUCUGCCCUCUACGCAGAAAACGUGCGACGUGCGAUGGCGCACGCAAUGCUGUUGCCCGUGACGGCGCACAACAGCACAGAUGUGCGCCUAAUGCUGAUGGCCCACCACCUGCAGCUACCGUUCGAGGCGGUUAAUGUGGAGGCCGGCCACUCGCACUUUUCUGCAGUGCCGUACAAACGUAUGGAGCGUAUGCUACAGCGGUUCAUUGCCGCCCUGAACCCAAGAAGCAAAGCGUCGUGUGAACAGGCAACGAGCCAACGGAGUGAGCAUCAGCAGCAUGUGGAGGGCGAAAUCCGCCAACGCUAUCGCCAUGUGCCGGAAGGGUUCAUGACACCACUUGGGUUGGGCGAGUUCCUCGCACCGUUCGGGGCUUACCCUAUUCUCCUUGAGCGGCUUCUACAGCAUCUGUCACGGCAUGCUUCUGUGCGGGGUGUACACGUUGCAUUUCGUGAUUUCCUCUCGGCGAUGGGCACGGAGCCCAUCGCGUUGCAGCAGAGCGUGGGCUCUCCUUUGGCUGCGCGCGCGUUGUACAUUGAUGAGAUCAAGGAGGAAGACGAGGCCCUGACAGCUGCGCUGCGUCGGACCUUUGCGAUGAUCCUGCUGGUAGGUGAGGCUCUCCUGGCUCAACGAGAAGAAAGACAGGGCGGCGGCGGCGGCGGCGGCGCGCACGAAUCAUCAGUGCAUGUUGCUGGUGGAACUUCCUCAACGUGUUGCACGUCGAUUUACGGUCACGAGAUUCGCUACCUAUUCCAAGCGUCCCAAGAUGGCGUGAUGCACGCGGCUGUGGCUACUGUUGCUGCUGUGAGCAGGUCGGUGGGGGACCGGCGCCUGAGUCGCGGUGCCUUUGACGCGCUCCUCGACAUAUUGCUCGUUCCACACCACUCGACAAUGUGGCGUGGCGGUGUCGCUAAGUCGUCGGCGCAACUCGCCGAGGAGGACGCGCUCUUUGCAUACAUUUGUGGUGGUGUGAUCGCGUCAUCAUCAUCAUCAUCAGCAGCAGCAGCAGCAGCAGCAGCAGGAUGUGCUACAGACGGCACCGCGUCACACGUGACAUUUCCCGCAUUUCUCCGCUUCGCCCGCAGACACCGUGCCGUCGCGGAGUACUUCCACGCCUGCUGCGAGCACUACCUGCUGGGCGAUGACUUGGCAUGA